This is a messenger RNA of Argentina anserina (silverweed cinquefoil), 1499 nucleotides long. Its product is annotated as syntaxin-22-like. The transcript has 7 exons. Gene Ontology annotation, biological process: vesicle fusion; vesicle-mediated transport; intracellular protein transport. The coding region runs from base 216 to 1031 and encodes 271 amino acids. Gene Ontology annotation, molecular function: SNARE binding; SNAP receptor activity. Lineage: Eukaryota; Viridiplantae; Streptophyta; Magnoliopsida; Rosales; Rosaceae. Gene Ontology annotation, cellular component: SNARE complex; membrane; endomembrane system. The record is from RefSeq and is a predicted model, not a curated record.
CAAAAAACAAACAAAUAAAAAAGAAAAAACCCUCUCUCUCUCUCUCUCUCUUCCCCUAAUCAUCGCCUCGUGCUUAGCUACCUUUUCUGUGCCCUAAUUCUUUAUCCCCAUCGAGGUUUCCAGAUCCCUGUGCCUCACUUCUCGUAUUUUUUCUCCUCGAAAUUCUCGCCGGAAUUGUUCUCGGCGGAGCAGUAGUGUUCUUUUAGGGCGCCGAUAUGAGCUUUCAGGAUUAUAAGGAUCUCGAAGCGGGCCGCGGCUUGGCGGCUCAGUCCAGGCGCGACCCGACCCAAGCCGUCGCCUCCGGCAUUUUCCAGAUCACCACCGCCGUGUCCACGUUUCAGCGGCUCGUCAACACCAUCGGUACCCCCAAAGACACGCCCGAGCUCCGCGAGAAGCUGCACAAGACAAGACUACAUAUUGGAAAGUUAGUAAAGGAUACAUCAGAAAAGCUUAAACUAGCGAGUGAAAGAGAUCACCAUUCUGAAGUUAAUGGAAGACAGAAGGUUGCAGAUGCGAAGCUUGCAAAAGAUUUUCAAGCGGUACUUAGAGACUUUCAGAAAGCUCAAAGACUUUCAGCUGAGAGGGAAACAGCUUAUGCUCCUUUUGUUCCCCAGGCUGUUCUUCCAUCAAGCUACACUGCUAGUGAGAUAGAUGUAGCCUCAGAUAAGAGUCCAGAACAGCGUGCUCUCCUUGUGGAAUCGAGAAGACAGGAGGUUUUGCUAUUAGACAAUGAAAUUACCUUUAAUGAGGCUAUCAUCGAGGAACGAGAACAAGGAAUACAAGAGAUCCAGCAGCAAAUUGGAGAAGUGAAUGAGAUUUUCAAAGAUCUGGCUAUUCUGGUUCAUGAACAAGGAACCAUGAUUGAGGAUAUCGACUCAAAUGUUGAGAGUUCUCAUGCUGCAACUGCCCAGGCAAAGUCGCACCUUGUGAAGGCUGCAAAGACCCAGAGAUCGAACUCGUCUCUGACUUGCUUGCUGUUGGUAAUAUUUGGAAUUGUGCUUCUCAUUGUGAUAAUAGUACUUGCAGCUUAAUCAGACAAUUAUCUGCAUUAAAUCAGAGACAACUCAUGAUCUGCCCAUCCCUUUUGCUAGUGUACGCAAUGGGUUGUUUUCUGCGGUCAUUACGCGCGACUUGAGUCUGUUGCACCUUUGGUCCAGUUUAGUAUAUAGUCUGUUACAAUACCUGGUUGUUUCGGUUGAGUGGUGGGAGGUUGUUUUUCUGCAAGUUGAUGGUUGGGGCUUUGUGGUGGGUGUUCUUGCGUCUGUUAUGUGAUGGUCAAAAGUACAUGUUAAUAAAAUUCAUAAUUCUUUGAUUUUCAUGUUAUCUUAUGUAUAUGGUUUUCACACUUUGCUUUCCCCGUUCUUAUAGUUACACCAGUCUGGUGAUUAGAGAUUUAGUGCCAAGGCGAGGAAUAUAUCACUGUAGUUAUCCACGGUUCCAGUUUGGGUUGGUGUUGUAAAGGUCAUAGUAUCGCGUGAUAAAUAAGGAUUUCAUUGAUA